Messenger RNA from Anopheles cruzii, 996 nucleotides. RefSeq lists its product as uncharacterized. The record is from RefSeq and is a predicted model, not a curated record. Bases 233 to 748 code for a protein of 171 amino acids. The transcript has 2 exons. Lineage: Eukaryota; Metazoa; Arthropoda; Insecta; Diptera; Culicidae.
GCUCAAAGUGCGCUUCUUCAACGGUCAAUUUGAAACGUCCACGUAAAACGCAUGUGACAGGUGUCAGAUUUUGUUACUCAAUUGACAGCUGUUGAAGGGUUUAUGUUUACGUUUUUGGUGUUUACAAUCGAGUGCAAUAAACGCGACGAUUGAAGUUGUUCUUCCGAGUAGAUCGUCCACAUCUUAGUGCAAUGAUAAUGUUAAAAGUAAUUGGGCAUUGGAAGUUUGCAACAUGAACGAUCAAUCGCAGCUCAUUCCUGGUAUCGUACGUAGAGCGGCAACCGCAUCAUCUCAAAGUGCCACGCUUUAUCAUGCGAGUCAACAAAAUAAAGCUAUCCAUCCACCUAACGCAAUCAUUCCCGGCGUUGUUCGCGUCUGCCAUAGUGUCCCCAAAAAGCAUUUGCCAGAAAACUCAAGUAAACGUCCCUCCGGAAGCCAUCUAAAGGAUGCAAAGUGUGAUGAACUGACCAGACAAGCCGUCGCAGAGAUUCUCCGAGAAACAACGCAAGGAAAGACACGGGCUGAACAGCAGGGGUCAACUGCGUUGCGAAAAUGCCCGCUGAGAAAGACCAACAUACGGUUCCUAAACCGCACCGUAAUAUCGAUGGUCAAUCACAACAACCGAGAAAAGAAGAAAACCACCCAUCGUUCAAAACUGAAGUUAAACGAUCUAAAACGACAUAGAAAGAAUGGCGAGCGGCGUGUAGAGGAACCAUCCGAGCCUAUUCUUAUUCAGGACAAUGAUUGAAAAGUAUGCGACCUAUGGGAAAAAAGGAAAAUUAACCAGUAUGGAUCCAGCCGAUACUGUGUAUCGACAAUACGUCAUUAAAAACCCUUCCUUUUGGAACUGGAAUCCUGUGCUGCAAAACGGUGAUUAACGGAACUUAGAAUCCGCUUAAGUCUGAAUCUCAGACCAGAACUGAAUCAGCAUGUUUCUUCUUUUAAAAAGCAGAAAGAGCGUCGGGCAUAAGAUUAAUUUAUGUGAAACUCUUUGAG